AUGUCCCCAAUGUCCCCAAUGCAGGGUUCGCAUUCCCAGAGUGGGCUCAGUGAUGAUGUCACCGUUAUCACGGUGAUGAUGUCACUGCUGUCACAUGACGAUGUCCCCGCUGUCCCCGCAGGGUUCGCGUUCCCAGAGUGGGCGUACAAGGCGGAGUCGAGCCCCGGCUCGCGGCAGAUUCAGCUCUGGCACUUCAUCCUGGAGCUGCUGCGGCAGGAGCAGUACCGCGAGGUCAUCGCCUGGCAGGGCGACUACGGCGAGUUCGUCAUCAAGGACCCCGACGAGGUGGCCCGGCUGUGGGGGGUGCGCAAGUGCAAGCCCCACAUGAACUACGACAAGCUCAGCCGCGCCCUCAGGUAUUACUACAACAAGCGCAUUCUCCACAAGACCAAAGGCAAACGCUUCACCUACAAAUUCAACUUCAACAAACUCGUGCUGGUGAAUUAUCCCUUCAUCGACCUGGGGCUGGCA
Molecule: messenger RNA, 471 nt
Organism: Malurus melanocephalus (red-backed fairy wren)
Lineage: Eukaryota; Metazoa; Chordata; Aves; Passeriformes; Maluridae
Product: ETS domain-containing transcription factor ERF-like
Exons: 3
Biological process (GO): cell differentiation; regulation of transcription by RNA polymerase II
Cellular component (GO): nucleus
Molecular function (GO): sequence-specific DNA binding; DNA-binding transcription factor activity, RNA polymerase II-specific
Source: RefSeq, a predicted model, not a curated record